This is a messenger RNA of Monodelphis domestica (gray short-tailed opossum), 1459 nucleotides long. It is a transcript of the gene RPL8, whose product is annotated as ribosomal protein L8. Lineage: Eukaryota; Metazoa; Chordata; Mammalia; Didelphimorphia; Didelphidae. Gene Ontology annotation, cellular component: cytosolic large ribosomal subunit; ribosome. The record is from RefSeq and is a predicted model, not a curated record. Gene Ontology annotation, molecular function: RNA binding; structural constituent of ribosome. Gene Ontology annotation, biological process: cytoplasmic translation.
AGGGUUGCGCUGGGCGGAGCGGAGGACCUAGUUGGCAUCUCGGUGGUCCUGGAAGCCGAAGGGGCUACGGCUUAUAGAUUAGAAACGGGUGGCCACAAUGGGGCUCCGUCCCCUCCAAGGCAGCUAGGCGGAACCCGGCCCCGGACAAGCUUCCCUCCCGACAUCGUCCCCGGAUUCUUACAGGCUCCUUGGGCACAAAAGCCCACAACAGCGACAGACCUGCCAGGAGGGGCAACCUUCGCAACCACCUAGAACCGGGGCAGACACCCCACUACGGGCAGCAAAGUGUGCGCACCCGCCGAGGUCAAAAGUUGGGAGUGGUUGGGAGAAUGAGGGUGCUGAAGUCUCGAAUUGGAGAAAUGGACGCUAGCUUCGGAACGCCCCGGAGGCAAGAAGAGGAGAGGCUAGCGGGGUCCUCUUGGGCUACGUUUCCCAAAGUGCACCAUAGAGACAUUGAGUUGUGCUGCGGAAGACUACAUGCCCCAUGAUGCAACACUCCCAACUACACCCUGCCAGUUGGCUCCUGGCUCCUUUUCCGGUGCCUUGCCUCGCCCCGGAAGAUAUAACGCUGCUGGGAGGUUAGCUUCCUCUUUCUAGCAAGUCCAAACCCAGACGGCGCGAGAUGGGCCGGGUGAUUCGUGGUCAGAGGAAGGGUGCGGGCUCCGUCUUCCGAGCUCAUGUGAAGCACCGAAAAGGGGCCGCCAAGCUACGGGCCGUAGACUUCGCUGAGAGGCAUGGUUACAUCAAGGGUAUUGUAAAGGACAUAAUCCAUGAUCCAGGUCGAGGGGCUCCUCUUGCAAAAGUAGCUUUCAGGGAUCCAUACCGAUUUAAAAAGAGGACAGAGUUGUUCAUUGCUGCUGAAGGCAUUCAUACCGGCCAGUUUGUAUACUGUGGUAAGAAAGCUCAACUCAACAUUGGCAAUGUCCUCCCAGUUGGUACUAUGCCUGAAGGAACUAUUGUGUGCUGUCUUGAAGAAAAGCCUGGUGACCGGGGUAAGCUUGCCCGUGCAUCCGGAAACUAUGCUACAGUUAUUUCACACAAUCCCGAAACCAAGAAAACACGGGUGAAGCUACCUUCAGGCUCUAAGAAAGUGAUCUCCUCUGCAAACAGAGCCAUAGUUGGUGUUGUUGCUGGUGGAGGUCGUAUUGAUAAGCCCAUCCUUAAGGCAGGUCGUGCCUACCACAAAUAUAAGGCCAAGAGAAACUGCUGGCCUCGAGUCCGGGGUGUGGCCAUGAAUCCUGUGGAACAUCCCUUCGGAGGAGGUAAUCACCAGCAUAUUGGAAAACCGUCCACCAUUCGAAGAGAUGCCCCAGCUGGACGAAAGGUCGGUCUCAUCGCUGCCCGGCGUACUGGUCGACUCCGGGGUACCAAGACUGUACAGGAGAAGGAGAACUAAAGUACAGAAUCCUGACAAUAAAAAUUAUUUUGGAAGUUGUAUAAAUAGAAUUUAUAAAUAUUA